GGGAGAUUAAUCUGGUUAAUUUUUGUUUCUCUCUCUAUACUAGUCUCUAAUAUCCAGGUUAGACAUUUUCUGUCUGUCCACCUUAGCAUAAGUGGCCGCUCAAAAGCACACCAGCAGUCACAUUAAUUACAUAAUCAAAAACCAAAUUGACCAUGGUGAGGAACACUUCAGGGAUGGCAUCUUGAGGAAGGCGAGACUAUUGGCAGACAAACUAUAAUAGGAAAUUUGAUGUGUUAAUCAUCAGUGAGGAAAAGCAUACAGUAUUGGAAUAAAACAACAAACUAACAAUGAGCUCAAAUGAUAAUUGUGUGAAAUGUAAUCAGUCCAUUACCUCUGUUUCACAUUUACAUGGUGCUUUUUGUAAGAAUUGCUUCCAAGUUUUUGUUAUUCAUAAAUUUCGAGCAGCUAUUGGAAGGACAAAGCUAAUUACAAAUGGUGAAGAUGUCUUGGUUGCAUGUUCAGGAGGAGACAACUCUUCUGCAUUAUUACAUCUGAUACAACAUGGGAAAAGUGAAAGUGCUCACAGAAAGCUACGAUUUAUACCUCAAGUUCUUUAUGUAGAUGAAUAUGGUGCUCUAGAAGUGUCAUCGGAGGACAGAAUGGCAAAAAGAGCAGAGAUUUUACAAGUUCUAAUUGCAGCAGGCUUUCCAGUCUAUGUUUCUAGUUUGGAACAGGCAUUAAAUCAGAAGAGAUCAGAGACUACUGCUAGAUCAGUCUUUGUUAAAGCUAUUACUUCCAACAUACCACUUCCUCCAAAUGUUGAAACAAGUGAAUUAAAAUCUAUUCUUUCCAGAAUUUCUUCUUUGACUAGCCUUGAAGAUUUUAUUAAACAGUUAAGAUGCCAGUUGAUUGUGACCAUUGCUACCGAACUAGGUAUAUCUAAAGUACUAACAGCUGAAAACUGCACUAAACUAGCUAUUCAAGUUCUGUCUUGUGUGGCUCAGGGAAGGGGAUCACAGAUUUCUCAGAGCACUGGAUUUUCAGAUUCAAGAAAUAAUGUCAUGUUUAUCCGGCCCUUAAGGGACCUGAGCUCUUCAGACCUUGCAGCAUAUAAUAAAUUGUUUGAUGUACCAAGUACAGUUAAUCCUAUUGUCAUUAAGAAAACUUCAUCUUUGAGUAUUGAACAUUUGACAGAAAUGUUUGUUCUAAGCUUGCUUAAAGAUUUCCCAUCCACUGUUAAUAACAUUAAGAGAACAUCAGAAAAACUGGAGCAAGCUGAUCUUAGACUUCCGAAAUGUUACAUAUGCAAGUCGCCACUAGAUAUUCAGAUGGAAUCAUCGUCAGCUCAAAGUGCUCUGAAAUUUUCUUAUAGUUUGUCACACUCCCAGAGUUCGUACACAAGGAACAUUUAUGCCAAGUUUGAUCAAGCCAGUGUUGCAUAUUUCUUCCUUGGGCGUUCUUCGGUGCCGCCGCUAGCCUGUAAAACCGAUGCCUUCUGCAACUGACUAUCCUUUCGUAGACCAUUGAAAAAUGUCCACAUAGUUGGAUGGUGGCAUGAAAAUAGAGAUUGGAGGGCGUGAUGCCAACCCUCCACAGCGUUAUUCGUUCGCGCAACAACACCGAUUACGGCCAGUACCAAGCAGCAAGAGUUAGCCCAUGCAACCUGUUAUGGUUGUUGUCUUACUUUAAAAAAUUACAAAGAUGAGAGCAACAGACCGGCACUACCAGUUUAUUUGACAAACUAACAAAUCUUCAAAGAAACAUUUUAGAAUGAUAGCACUUUAAAAUAGA
Molecule: messenger RNA, 1731 nt
Organism: Biomphalaria glabrata
Lineage: Eukaryota; Metazoa; Mollusca; Gastropoda; Planorbidae
Product: cytoplasmic tRNA 2-thiolation protein 2-B-like
Exons: 18
Coding region: 288-1445 (385 amino acids)
Biological process (GO): tRNA wobble position uridine thiolation
Cellular component (GO): cytosol
Molecular function (GO): tRNA binding; sulfurtransferase activity
Source: RefSeq, a predicted model, not a curated record